AAAAAAGUCUUAACUACUAAAAUAUCUCCUUCAUCCACCAAUAGGAGAAUUUUCUAGCGGAUCCAACUCCAUAACUAUAUUUCAAUUAUCCAAUUGGAAAAUAUCUAACUAAAUUCUUCCAAAAUCUAAUCUCCGAUGGCCACUCUUUUACCGUCGCUGGAAAUUUCAUCAUUCCCCGCCGGUCGCCUUCCUCUGAGGAUUUCUUCUUACUUAAACCCUAGAAAUGCUCAGAAGCUCACGGUUUCUAGGUGCGGAAUUAGGGGUGCUAGGGUUAGGGUUUAUUCGUAUGUGAAGGAUUUGGAGGAGUUUCCGUCUUUGAAUUCAGAGAAUAAUUUGGGGUUUUACGCACAGUUCUCUGCUCAUGUGCAGACUAGCACGUCGUUGUCGUCGUCGAUUGAGGUGAACGAGGAAGAGGAGGAGGAGAAGCGGAAUUACUAUCUGAAUACGGGUUAUGCUAUUCGGACUAUCCGAGAGGAGUUUCCUUCCCUCUUCUAUAAGGAGCUAAGCUUUGAUAUCUACAGGGAUGAUAUUGUCUUCAAAGAUCCAAUCAACACGUUUACUGGCAUUGAUAAUUAUAAAUCAAUCUUCUGGGCCCUACGAUUCCAUGGCAGGAUGUUAUUUAGGACCUUGUGGAUUGACAUUGUUAGUGUUUGGCAGCCAGUGGAAAAUAUGAUAAUAGUUCGGUGGACUGUUCAUGGCAUUCCGCGUGUUCCAUGGGAGAGCCACGGUCGGUUCGAUGGUACUUCAGAGUAUAAGCUUGAUAAAGAUGGGAAGAUUUAUGAGCACCGGGUUCACAACAUUGCUCUGAAUGCACCUCCAAAGUUCCAUGUACUUGCUGUGCAGGAAUUAAUUGAAUACAUUGGCGGUGCCUCAACACCAAAGCCUACUUUCUUUGAAAUCUCUUCCCCUACCUCGAGAAACAUUGCUCCAGUAUUGAAAUUUCCAUGGCUGAGGCGGCACCUGGGCUCAAUUCUCGCCUCCAUAAAGAGAAAUGAGGAGGAACAAUCAGACCACCAAACGUAGCAAGUGAAGUGCCCGAAAAAUUUGGCGCAUUUUUGCUCUAGAUUCCAAAAUCGAAUAAUCCAUACAUACAAGUAUAUAGGUACUAAUAUACUCCUGCAGGCAGAAGAACAUAUCUGGAGUUUUUUUUUUCUCUCUUCCAGGAAGUCAUCUACUUCUCUCUACUGUAUACUUCAUUUGAGCUACAGCUACUGGCUUGUGUUUGUAAAACUCAGACUGUUGUACGUAUGUGUAUAGUAUAUAGCAUACCAUGUGGUUGCUUUCGCUU
Solanum stenotomum is the source of this 1288-nucleotide messenger RNA. RefSeq lists its product as uncharacterized. Lineage: Eukaryota; Viridiplantae; Streptophyta; Magnoliopsida; Solanales; Solanaceae. The record is from RefSeq and is a predicted model, not a curated record. Bases 136 to 1023 code for a protein of 295 amino acids. The transcript has 2 exons.